This is a messenger RNA of Ambispora gerdemannii, 3003 nucleotides long. Lineage: Eukaryota; Fungi; Glomeromycota; Glomeromycetes; Archaeosporales; Ambisporaceae. The record is from the annotation of a GenBank genome assembly.
GCCGCAUUUGCUACGCAAAACAUGGAAUACUUUAAAAAUUUCAAGAGUAGAAUAACACCACAAAGAGCACAACCUAGUCAUGCUGAACAGCUAGCGAAAUUUCGUAAAUGCUGGGCCUAUGUGCAGGGAACGGUUAUAAAUAAUGAAGAAAAGGAAAAAAAACCAGUGGAAAUUGUUGACAUAAUCGAGAUCGCAGAACGACUCAAAAAUAUGGUGGACCUUCUCGUGGAUGAAGGUUUACGUUUGGAAGACGUUAACACUGGAGUCUGUAUGGAAGAAUUUUUACGAAAUAAUAUUUUGUCUGAUUUGGUUGCUCUUUCCGAGAAAGAUUAUCCACUUGGAAUCCGUGGUGAAGUAAUUCGUACUGUCGCUAGUUUGAUCGAUCUGUUGGACGAUAGAUUUCUCGUACACAAUGCUGUGCAUCAGCCAACAGUCAGACUUUUACGCGAUUGUGUGCAGAAUGAACAAAAUGAAAUCUAUCAUGAAGAUUUAGUGGAUUUAAUGUACAUCAUUUGUUCAAAAAUUCAUGGCUUUCCAGCUUUACUUAAUAUAUUUUUUCAUAAUACUCAUUGGCUCACUACCCCUCAAAAAGCAGCUUCAAAAACUCCAUCUACACUUGCAAAACCGACAAGCGUAUCUUCCAAUAGUAGUCAAGAUGGAAAUCCAGAUGAUAGCGCUUCAAUGAUGACCACAAACAGUAUAGUGACUCAAUCUUCUGCUAAAACAACAGAAUUCACCGAAGAGCCAGAUAAACCUGAAUACGAAUUUUUAUUGUUUACAUACUUAUUGAGAUUCGUCCAUCGGGAAGGUAGAAGUGGGGACUUUGCACGAACAGGUUUACUCUUUAUCAUGGAACUCGCCGUAGAUCAGCUAGGCGACUUUAUUGUAGAAAGUGAUUUUGCCACAAUCAUGUCUGCCGGAUUAGGUGCACUUUAUUCGCAACUUCCCCGAAAACUAAUGGUUAAGAGUUCGGGCGGAGGAUUGACGAAUGCCACCCUACUAGGAUUUGGUGAUAACACAAGUACAGAAUUGGAACGACUACGUAUAGGCGGAAUUGAAGUUUCAUCAUCACCUCAAUUCAUAUUACAACUCGAUUCUUUCUUGAAACUUUUGGAAUUCUGUCAGGAUGUAUUGAAUCGAUGUCCAAAUCCGGAUAUUUCCUUGGACUUAUUGAAGAAUAUUAAAUCCUUAUUUUUAGAGAAUAUUUUAUAUCCCUCUAUUUUGGAGUGUUCUGACACGGAUGGCUCCGCUGUCGCAGUCAUAUCUUAUAUUGAUAUUAUACUACAGACAUUGGAACAAGAGGAAUUGGUCGAGGUGGUGGUUGGAUUUUUAAUGGACUCGGAUAAUGAUGAUGAAGAUUUUUGGAAAAAGAGCACACUCAAACAAAAAAGGCAAAGUACUAUCAAUCUAUUCGCUGGUGUAGAAGCAAGUUCAAUCACAUCACCACCUUAUUUUAUUACUGCCGGUCGUUUCACCUUAAAAGAUUUGAUCUUUUCACGUCUUAAAUCGUCCUCACAACAGACUGUCAUUUCUGCCCUUAAACUUUUACACACUGUGAUUUCGAAACAUUGUCGAUACUCGUUGAAAUUAUUGCAUAUCGAGUUAGAUGAGAAUGCUACUUGCUUCCCACGCCCGAAUUAUCUUGAAGACAUGCACAACCUUGAAGAGUUCGGAUCACCAAACAGUAUUUCACCCACACAAAAACUUACCACUAUUAGUCAUCACUCACGGGAAUUAGAUUUAUUCUUUAGUCUCAUCACGACAAUAGAUCCGAAACAGAAUAUGAAAAUAUUCAUUAAUGGAUAUGAUUGCUAUGUUCGAGAUGCUGAAGCGACAAUUGAGGCAGAUUUGUGUUAUCGUAACGGACAAGACGUUGAAUGGACAGAAGAAGGACCGAUCAAACCAAGAGGAUCUAAGAACACGAGGCAGCCGAUUCUAACAUAUAAAAGGAGCGGGAAAAAAGAUUCCGAUAAAGGAAUAUCUACUGUCCCUAAACAUCGUCUAAAUCCUACCGACCGGUUAAAUCCGAAUGAUUCGCUCCUUCAAAUUCUUAUUGGCACCUUAUCCAAUUUCUUUGCUCAUUCUCCCGAAUUAAACCUUGCACUUACCGGUGUUAUUUCCGCAUUGGCAGUUUGCCCCUAUCGUUCGCUUGAAGGUUGGCUUGUAUUCAGCGGUGUUGAUCGUCUUGAUAAAAGUGAAUCAAUCGUGCGAGAUUCAGAUAGUAUACACAAUGAGACAAGAAUAAAUGAUAUUAGUUUGGGACCUGCCAAUCAUGAUAGUAAUUCUGAAAAUGAAGAUAAAAUUAAUGAAUUCGACGACAACGAUGAUCGGUCGGUCGAUUACAAUGCCGACAAAAAUCCAUCAGCUGCCAAGGCUAUUGGUGCAAUUCCAUCGUGGGCAAACUUUCCUCCUUUUUUUACUAUCUUUCAGACUUUAACUCAGCAAGUUGCUUCUUAUCGUAGUGAAAUUGAAGAAUUUGAUCAGUACCUUGAAGAACGUCGUAAUGGAUUGCUGGGCGCUGAUGAUGAAAUAGACGAAAACUUUUUCAAAUCACAAUCAUCUUCCAUCGCUGCACCUGCUCGAACUCGUAGAGCAAGUAGCGCAAAUCAUACAACUCCGACUAUUAUGACUCCAAGUAACUCACUCACGGUCAGCCCAUCAAGUAAGACUCGUAAUCUGAAGAGAUCUAAUUCUAUCCAAGGAGAUGCUUUGUCCGUGAAUUCCUCUAUCAAUUCUCCCUUGUCAUCUUUCAAAUCUUCCUCGAUGUCUUCAAACAUUAUCACGCCAUUAUACACCCAUGUCCUCAAGACGGAAAGUAUAAAGAUCCAGCCACUUUUCCCAAAUCAUUUCACGAGUACCAAACCAAAAGAGACCAAACCUAAAGAAAUUACGUUAAGUUCUUUAUUGAAUAAUGUUGUGAUUUUAGAAGAAGCUGUGAAAGAAUUAGUGGCGAUUGUUCAAGUUAGGCGAAGUUUAGGUAUUGAUGAAGUUAGAUACCUAUAA